This is a messenger RNA of Dicentrarchus labrax (European seabass), 1028 nucleotides long. RefSeq names its product forkhead box C1-A-like. Gene Ontology annotation, biological process: cell differentiation; regulation of transcription by RNA polymerase II; anatomical structure morphogenesis. The record is from RefSeq and is a predicted model, not a curated record. Bases 102 to 1028 code for a protein of 308 amino acids. The transcript has 5 exons. Lineage: Eukaryota; Metazoa; Chordata; Actinopteri; Moronidae. Gene Ontology annotation, molecular function: RNA polymerase II cis-regulatory region sequence-specific DNA binding; DNA-binding transcription factor activity, RNA polymerase II-specific.
CUCGUGUUUGGUCAAAAUGGAAACUUGCGGACUCACAGCCCUCCAUCACAGUCAAGUUCUAAACUAGUUUUUGCAUAAAAGCAUUCAGCACAGCAAACAAGAUGCAGGACAAGAUGGAGAGGUCUGCAGCUCAGCUGCCUUUCUUUGUUCCAGCCAGCAGCUCUCAGCAGCGUCUGUUCAGGAAGAGUACCACCUACCUGGCUAAGAUCGCUGUCGUCCUCCAAGAUGCUCCAGGCAAGAUGCUCACUUUUACUCAGCUGAUGGACAAGCUGGCACCACUAAUAUCUGAAGACAGAAAAUCCGUUGAGAAUAACAUCAGAGUCUGUUUAUCAGCCAACAAAUGUUUUGUCAAGAUUCCAGUGGUCCCAGAUUCACUGGACAGUAAGAGAAACUACUGGAAACUGGACCCCAGUCAGAUCACAGCAAAGAUGGUGCGUCGUCACUUCAAAGGAAUGCUGCAGCUCUUCCCUGAGUUGGCCUCCAAAGUGCAAACAGAGAACACAAGCAGCCCAUCAGAGCGCUGCUCAGCUGUCCACUCUCCUGAACCUGCAGCCUGCAGAACUGUUCAGAUCAGAUGUGAGGUGAAAUUCAGCAGUCCUUUCUCCAUUGAAUCCCUCCUGAAGAGAGAGAGUCCCUCUGCUCAGACCUCCAGAGCUUCUCCUCUGUCUGGUGUGCCGGUCCGAGUGGAGCAGCAGCUCCACAGAGUCGGGACAAAGAGGAGCUUCAACUGGGACUCUGAGGAGCUUCUCCUCCAUCGAGCUCCAGCUGGAAGUUCCUCCAUCUGCUCAACAGGGGGCAGCACACACCAUGGACUCACUAGUAAUGGAGCUGCUAAGCCCAUCAAGAGGAUGCAUGUGUGCACUGAGGCCUUGUUCCCCGUCUACACAAGAGCCAGUGUGGCACUCGGACGUAAGAGGAUAAACAAGCACCACGUUGACAUCCGCUCACAACAAACAACAAUCGGGGCAGUCACGUCGCGCUCGUCCUCCUCGUCCCGGCCCCGCCCACAGCUGCUGCAGCCAUCCUGA